GACUCGCGAAACCAACCCGCCGCCCAUAUAAGCGCAGCCUCCCAUUUCCCGUGCACCCUCCUCUCCUCCUCGCUCCCCUUCGCGCGUUUCCGCUGUUGCGCGCGCGUGCGUGCGUGUGGGGUGGUGUGAAUGGGUGACCUGGGAGGAGGUGACUGGCGGGAUGAGGCGGCCGAGGAACAGGCGCCGCCGGCGCCGGUCGGAGGCGGCGCAGACCAUCUGGUGGUCAUGGUCCACGGGAUCGUCGGGAGCACAGCAGAUUGGAAGUUUGGAGCUGAGCAAUUUGAUAAGUUGCUCUCAGACAAAGUCAUAGUUCAUUGCAGUAACCGCAACAUGCACAAGCUAACUUUAGAUGGUAUUGAUGUGAUGGGUGAACGAUUGGCACAAGAGGUUAUUGAAGAAACCAACAAAAGACCACAUAUAAAAAAGAUAUCUUUUGUUGCACAUUCUGUUGGAGGAUUGGUUGCACGAUAUGCUAUUGGAAGACUUUAUAGACCACCUAGACGAACAUUCCAAAGUGCUCCUCAAAGUUUGAGUGAUGGCAACAGAGGUACCAUACAUGGGCUUGAGGCAGUGAAUUUCAUAACCGUUGCAUCACCGCAUCUCGGUUCCAGAGGAAACAGGCAGGUUCCUUUCCUUUUUGGAGUUACUGCAAUUGAAAGUUUUGCGUGCUGCAUCAUUCACUUGAUAUUUGGAAGAACUGGCAAACACCUCUUUUUUACUGACAACGACGAUGGAAAGCCUCCAUUGCUGCAAUGCAUGGUGGAUGAUUGGGGGGACUUGCAGUUCAUGUCUGCUUUGCAAGCAUUUAAACGAAGAGUUGCAUACUCCAAUGUUGGUCAUGAUCAUAUUGUCGGGUGGAGGACAUCAUCCAUCAGACGAGAUUCGGAAUUGCCCAUGUGGGUUGAUUCAACAGACAAGAUUUACCCACAUAUUGUACACGAGGAACUAUCCAAAGCAGAAACUCCUAAUCAAUGUGCUGAUGUAUACAACUGCACAAUAGAAGUAGUGCACAUGAUGGGCUUACUUCUAUUGAAAUUUACAGAACUACUUUUAAGAGGACUUAAGCGUGUGUCAUGGGAAAAGGUGGAUGUUAGCUUCCACAACAGCAAAGUAAGAUCUGCAGCACAUAGUGUGAUUCAGGUGAAGGAUCCUGUGAUGCAUUGUGAAGGUGCCGAUGUCAUACAACAUAUGAUUGACCAUUUUAUUCUCGAGUAAAAGCCCUGGUCUCUGGAAACAGACUUAAACCAGGAUACGUCAUUUGCUAACUGCUGAGUCGCCGAGCCUGCUGAGCACGUUUAUGAAAACCCCAGGUAUCAAGAUUCAAGUCUCUGAUGGAUCAAGUAAAUAUAUAGAGGGGGAAAACACUCGGUGCUUGCCCAUUGUUUCAUUUAGUCGUUUGUGAUUAUAUAUGUUGUAUGGUGUAAUCUUAACAUUAUUGUUAUCACUGUAUCCUUUUGAUAAGAGUUAAUAAAGCUUUCAUUUUCAUUU
Messenger RNA from Phragmites australis (common reed), 1488 nucleotides. Its product is annotated as putative lipase ROG1. The transcript has 10 exons. The coding region runs from base 130 to 1215 and encodes 361 amino acids. The record is from RefSeq and is a predicted model, not a curated record. NCBI's taxonomy places the organism in Eukaryota, Viridiplantae, Streptophyta, Magnoliopsida, Poales, Poaceae.